GUACAACAUCAGCAUCUUCCGGAGGGCGCGCGCAGAGAAACGGGAGGAGGAGGACAGAGAAAACGAGAGAGGGGGAGAGAGAGGGAGAGGAGACACAUUGGAUAAAGGCUACGACAAAAACCGUGAUGAUAAUGGAGGCGAGGCGGUGGAGGAUGUCGGAUUCACGAGAAAGGACAGUUGAAAUCUGACUGAGGGUUCGUGUUCAGACAUUUUCCUCGAUUUUUUUCUUUUUUUAUUCAUUCAUUUUGAUCCCACAUGCUGCGUGGACUCUAAAGGCGAGCAGAGGAGGAGUAGGGGAGCACCCCACGGAUGCCUCGGAAGGUAAAAACGGGGUCCACCGCUGGCGCUACAGGCAACAAGAAGACGCAUCUCAGCUCACGGAUGCUAAUAACUGACAUGCUGAAGAAAGACUGUGGACUGAUGGUUGAGGAUGAAAAACAGCUUUAACCCACCUCCACCCGAGCACUGUGAAAUAAAGAAAACCCUGUUUUGAUGGAUUUUUUACAUCAUUCAUGGUGUAGCCCCAAGGAAACGCGCCUUAGACAGCAAUGUUGAAUCACUGGUCUUGGUAAAUUAUUCAUUAGUGGUGUAGGUAGGCUAUGAUUUUUUUUUGUAUUGCUUCAAUGUAGCAUUUUCUCUCAUUCAUUUUUACAAUGUGUAGUCUUGUGAAACCACAUACAUAUUUGCAGGUGACAUUUUUUUACCGUGUGGUUAUGUAGGCCCAUUUAUUAGCCUUUAAUAAGAAACAGCCAAAGCUGGAGAAAGAAAGCUUUGAUUCAGAACUCAAAAAGAUCACUUCAGUGAAGGGUUGUGGGAUUUUUUUUAAAGAUUUUUUCCCUAUGAGAAUCUAGAAAAAGAAAAGAAAAGAACGUGGGUGGGAAAAGAGAUACGAGAAGAAAAUAACUAGAUAUAAAAAAGACAAAAAAAAUAAAAUAAAAAUAACACCAAACAUGUUGCCUUCCCAAGAAGCCUCCAAGAUUUACCAUGACAAUUACAUGCGCAACUCCCGGGCCAUCGGGGUGCUGUGGGCCAUCUUCACCAUCUGCUUCGCCAUCGUCAACGUGGUGGUGUUCAUCCAGCCCUACUGGAUCGGCGACAGCGUCAACACGCCGCAGGCCGGCUACUUCGGCCUCUUCCACUACUGCGUGGGCACCGGGCCGUCGCCCAGCCGGGAGCUCACCUGCGUGGGCAGCUUCUCCGACUUCAGCUCCAUCCCGUCCGGAGCCUUCAAGGCGGCCUCGGUGUUCAUACUGCUGUCCAUGGUGCUGAUCCUCAGCUGCAUCGCCUGCAUGGCGCUCUUCUUCUUCUGCAACACCUCCACCGUUUACAAGACCUGCGCCUGGAUGCAGCUGCUGUGCGGUAGGCACUUUCUGAUUCACUGAGCGUGGAUUAUUUCCUCUUUUUUUUUAGUCACACAGAUGCAAGACAAGAACACAUAAACACACACAAGCAACCUCACUUAGCAUCGUGUUGUAUCAUCAUGUUUCUCCCCUUUGCAGAGGUGUUUGUGCUGCACAUUUUAAAUGAGGGCAUUCCUCUUUUGAUGGAGCCAUAGGUUGAUCAGUCUCACUGUUUACCCACCUCCACAUCCAACACUGCAGUACUACCUCAGAGUCCUUUAUCUUCCUGCCCCCUCAAGCUACUACAAUCAAUGUAUAGGAUCUAAUUUGCAGGUUAGACUGGAUUAAAUGUAAUAUAUGACGGUAAAAUUAAUCUAAAAGAAAUGGUAAAUAAGAUAUAAUAAGAUAAAUAAGAAAUAUUCUUCACCUCACACAUGGAAAUCCCCACAUCAGUGCACCACCAAACAUCAUUACAGCCUCCUGAGGUCAGUUUAUUGAAUUUCCCAGCUCAUGUUCCUACAGAAACAUCAUGAAAAGAAAACCACGUGACUCUUCGCUUGGGUAGAAAUAAGGUGAAAGGUGUUUGUGCAGCAUUUUACCGUUGUCUGUUCCUCCCUGAAAUCAAUAGUCUAAAUGGUAGGGGUCGUGUCCUGUUGCAGUUAAUUAGGAGCGUAGUACAGAUUCUCCAACCCUGCAAACAAACAGGACGCAGACAGUAGAAACACACACUGCUUAUUAUUCACACACAGAGAGAAAUGAGAGGCCAGAGCUCCCGUCUUAUCAUUGAUAUUCUGAGGAUAUACCAGAGCAUCUGUAAGGAGAGCAGCAGCAGCAGGAGGAUCACAGCUUUAUGCUGAUGAAAUGCAAAUAUCACCCAUUCAUCCAUUUCAGCUCCUCGUAUAGGCUACGCUGAAGAGUGCUGUGCUGGAGUUGUGAAUUCACUCUCCUGUGACUGAGGGCUUACAUUGGGCUAUUUUGAGGGAUGAUUCCAGGUCGAUUGGAUUACUGUUUCCAGGAUGCUGUUGUUUGUCUCCUGCUGUUGUGGGCAGUCACAGUUUGUAGGCGUGAUGUGGGAUAAAUGGUGGCUCCCCAUCACAUCCAGGACAUGCCAGAUUGGUGCUCACUUCAGGGACAGAUGAACUGCUGUAGUUUCUUCAAGACAAAGAGAUCUGUUUCAGGUCUAAAUAGCUGGAUUUGUGCUGAGUAUGAUAGCUUUUGAUAGGGACUCUGAGAAACCAUUUCUACCACUGAAGAAAGUGGUGUGUUCACUGGGAAUCUACCGAAUUGAAAUCAAGAUAUCCUAACAAGAUAUCUUUUUCAAUGUUGUACUGUCCUAAAGGCUGAAAUGCUCAUUAAUUUACUCUCAAUAUCCUUGUCUUUUUCAUGACAGUUUUUUUCUUCUACACAAAGCAGAUGUUGAUUUUUAAUGCUCGUAUUACAGAUUUUGACAACACAAAAUGAUUGCAAUGAAAAAUCAAACAUAAACUUAAUCACAGCCUGUCAGUGAUUGUCAAUCGAUAAUCAAAUCAUUGACUCAGUUCACUCAACCAGCUCAAGUUUCCUUUUUGACAUCAGUGUUUCCUAUUAUCAGGUUAAAGACUGAUAAGUCAACCAAAUCUUCUGCACAAUCCACACGGGAAUGUAAUAAAGUUAAAGAUCUGAUUCAUUGCUGCUACAUGAAGUUGAAUUUUUUAAAAAGUUGUGGUUGAUUUUAGCUAAAUUUUAGUCUUUGAAUGAUGCACUGUCGUAGUCUUAGGAUCAGUUUUCUCAUUUUAGUUCAUGUUUUAUGUUGAACUUUUACUGUCAGUUUUAUGACAGUUUUAAAGAAAAUUUCUCUCGGUUGUAAAAUUUCAUUAGAAAGAAAGAAUUCCUCACUACUUUUUGGUUAUAUUGUGAAAAUGCUUCUCUAACUUCAACUUCCUCUUUGUCAUAGAAUACAGUCCCAUUUCAGCAACACAACUACUGUCUUCACUUCAUGGAGUGACAUUGAACCAAACUAAUGUUUGCAGAGUGACUUCAGAGAAAGAUCAUGAAACAUUGGCUACUUUAGAGGGAGUGGACAUGUGUACUAUUAGGUGGCUCUGUUUUAUCAGUAAUCAGUUAAAUACUGUGGUAUUCCAGUCGUCAAUAGGUGUAGUGUUUAAUUUUGCUACUUUGUCAAAUAGUGCUACAGCAGCGCAAACCAGUACAGACCCAAUUCCACAACAUUGAAAUUACAGAGUGAAUUCACAUUCAUGUCACCACAUCAUACAGCACUGGUAUUGACCUGGGCAGGUACUGCAGGCUGCUACAUUUUCAGGUGUGCUUUAAAGCUCCUGUGAGGAGUUUUCUGCCAUUUAUGAAAUAGACUUAAAUUCAUAUUGAUGCCUCUCUGUGAUACUCAAAAGAAAGCGAGACUAUCAGCAAUGUGACUGACACUUUUUUAAAUUGUAAUAUUGAAUGCCUUGAAGUAGUGUGAGGGGAAGGUGUCAGCCAAAUAAUUAAUUUCUGCAUAAAUUUUCACAAUUAAUAAACAUUAAAGGCCAGAAGGAUAAGAUUUUUGGUCAGAAAACACAAGCAAAGUAUGUAAAGGACAAGAUAAGAACAGAUUUCUUGGUCCACAGGAGGCGCUAAAGUUGACCCAAACAAAAGUUCCUCAAAGGAGCUUUAACAUUAAAGUUUUUUUUCCUGUUUUGUACUUAGGAGACAUUCCGUUCUCCUCAGGAAAAAUACACUCUGUCAUCUCUUUUCAUUUUUAGCAAUGCUAGCAGCCAGCAGGAGCUCAUUUGGGCUUUUGAUUUGAAACCUUACAGAGACCUAGUUUGGACUGUAAAAACAUCUGACAGCAUUAAAAGCGAUAAAUAGAGGCAGUCAGAAUUUGUAACGCCACAUUUCUUGCAGAAAACAAUCUUCAUAUUUACCCUUUUUGUCUUUAUUUGCAAAAAGAAAUGGACAGAGUGAUCACUCAAUGCUAAUCUAUGGUGACAGAAUUUCAUCAGGCCAAGUGAGCAAAAUUUCUGUGUCAGCAAAACCUUUGAGCAGUGAGAGCACCGAGGAACUCUCUGUAGAAACAACAAAAUCAUGAUCUCUUUCAUACGCACAUUACUAGCAUACCUCCUGUGCACAUCCCACUUCUUUAUAAGCUGAUCAAUGUGAUAAAUAGGCCAGGCAAGACUGGCGUGGGAGUCCGUUUUCUGUACAGAAACAGUCAGCAUACUGACUGAGAGAGCGAAAGAGAGAGAGAUCAGCACUUUUUUUUCCUUCUGUAUUGUUCUUUCCUUCAUCCUCAUCUGCCCACUCUGUGCUCUAUUCUGCCGACUGUGUUGAAAAGGUUUGCUGCUCUACAAUCAGCACGAAUCGGACAGAAUAGCAGAGGUACAGAUUUUUAGAAAUCUUCAUGACUAAACAGGAACUGAACCUGGGUCUUUGCAGGAACCAUUAAUCAAGUGAAACAUUAGUGAGGAGCUGCGGUGGAAGGAUUUUAAGUCUUUUUUUUUUUCUUUUAGAAGGUGAGAAAUCUCUGUCGUAGGGAAAAGAUUCUCUCCUGUGAUUGUGAAGAGGCAUUAACAGGGAAAUGUACCAGGAGAGUCUGGACUGAAAGUACUUGGAUACAAUAUUUAUACAGAACAUAAUUGGGUAAUAUGUGAAUACCGUUAUUUACUUUUUAAGCGGCAUUUUUGCUUGUUUUUCCACAUUUCAAACACACUUCUGUAGUUUGGUCUAUUAGGUGCAUGGUGACAAUCUUAUGACAACUCUACCCCCUAGUGAAACUAUAAACCUCACAAUGUCCUGGCUAAAAAAGAGGAAAACCUGGCUUUGAUUCUCCACUGAUUGGGAUAUCUUUCUUCUGAGUUAACAAUCUAAAACCUUUGUUUCCAGACUUGUUAAAUGUAUUAUUCUGUCUGUAUUCUUUGUUCUAGCUUUACUCCUACACUGCAUAAAACUGUCCUCUCGUUCUUAUCCCCCCUACUGUAUUUACAAAUUUGUGUUGCCCUGUCAUUUUGGAGGACUUGCCAAAGUUUGUGAAACUUCACAAGGUUUUGCCGUCCUUCCAGCGGGGGUGUGUGUGUUGUGUGGCGGUGGGUGGUUGUCUAAUAAGCUUGGCGGUCAGCCUAAUGCUCUUCACCACCUUGGAGAUGAUCAUUUAAUCAUCCACUCUGCCCUGCUGGGUGGAGCUCUCCUGGCACCGCACAGUGACAGUGAAUGUACCACAGCAAAUACAGCACAGGCCAACUGAACCGCUGGGGGCCCAGAGUCAGGCCAAACAGACUAAAUGUGUCAAUUACAGAGCAGUUUGGACCCUAAGCGUGAUGAUUUGUUUGCAUGUUGCUGCAAUGGGAAGGAAAAACCUGCAUUUGCGAAAGCAUACUAUCAGUUUUCUAACAGUUUGUUGACUUAUUAUGAGAAGGUGACUCUUGAGAUUAAAAAAUGUGCAGAUAUUUGUCUUUUGCAUAUGCAAGUACAUUAGUUUCUUCAUAAAUGUUAACACAUGUGAGUUAUGUAAAAGACAUACCACCUGGGUCCUUGUUAAACCUUAACCAAAAUUUUCUCACUAAAUUUUACGAGAACAGUUUCAUAAAAGAACUUUACCAAGUGAUUUUACUACACGACUAAAUGACAACACAGUGCUGGUGCAAAAAGUAAAAUUUUACAGCAGGAUCAAACCUAUAGAGAGUAUUGUAAAACUUGGCAAAAAAAAAAAAAAUACACUUUAAACACCUUUUUUUUUUUGUCAUCUAAAAAGUGAGCUUUGUAGACCAGUGUGUAAAAAUGGCACACCAAGAAGUAAUUGGCCACUUCAGGGGGCAAAGCAUGCUGGUACAUAAAGAAGUAAAGUGGGCAUGCGAUACAACUUUUCAACGACUUUUUCCCCUCAUUAUAAAAUAAUCAUAUUUUAAAGAAAAGGGUGGUAUUCUGUUAGCUAGACAAACCCUGUGGAGUGCAGUUUGGUGAUAAAACUUUGUCGCCAGUCGGCUAGGCCUCCUCCUCCUCCACUGUCUCCAGCAUGGCCCAAAGUUAGCCAGAGUCACAAUUGUCAGUGUGGUGACUGCCACCUUUGGGGUGAAUAACACAUGACUAAAAUUGGCUGUUUUAUAUAGUCUACAGCGUUACCUGACACUACAAAGUUAGCUAGAUUAUCAUCUGUUGUGUGCAGGGCUGCUGACUGAGCUGCAGUAUUUCAUGAGCUAAUCAGGAGUAUCUGUUGACAUUAAACUGUAACUUUACUUGUUUACUAGAUAAAACUUUUCCAGUCUUGGGCCCCUGGAGCUCAUUGGUUUGGUGAAGGUCAAAUAAAAUGAAACAAAGGCCAAAAGAUUGAGAUCCUGGACUCUUGGCAGAGCAGUGAUACAGCAUGUCUUGGUGUCUAUGAGCUGAAAAUGAGCCAAAAUGGCCUCAAAGUUUACUGAACUGACUAAAUGUGAAUUAGGUUAAUGCCCUUCAAAAUGCACCUCUCAUAAUAUUUGGCAAUAAAAAGUGACUGUUCCUUCCAAGAGAGCAAGAUGAAGCUUUACUGGCUCGGACACAACGUGCUAUUGGCCCAGAGUCUGCAAAGAAAUGAAUGCACCAGUGGAUUUGCAAACAUGCUGCACUUCUGUGAUGUUGCUGGUCGAUAUCCAAGAGGAACUGACUGCAAAAACUAGACUUAGCAACAUGUUUGUUACCUCGUUUCAACAGGAGAGAUCCACUCUUUUGUGUACAUAAAUGUCCACAAGUUGUGAAUUAGUUGUAAAAUGUUUCCAGUGUUGGACAAAAUGUACCUUGGGAGUAUUGUGCCUUGUCGAGACAGCUGUGUCUCAUUACUUGUUGCCCAGAGUGGAUUUAGUCUGCCUGUUUUCCUACUCCAUGUAUCUAUGUGGUUUAGCUGAGUGACUUUGGAAGGGUUAAGGGUCAGGAAUUACCCAAGAUAAGACGAGAACUUGCAUAGGUUUGACCAACAGCUUCAUGCUAAUACAUCACUGACUCUCUAUAAUCCUAGAGUUACAGCAUACCCAGAUGAAUAAUGGGGUCAUUUUUCACUUUGAACCCAGACAAAGCAGCACUUCUUCCCUGUGUGAAAAUUACAGGAGGAGGGCUAGAUUUCCCCAAAGCCUUGCAGGUCUGUGAGGAACUCGCUGCUCACACCUUUACUCAGAAUUAGAUUAAUUCAGCGUAAAAUGCUUCUGGGAAAACCAGGUGUUUUACUAUUAAUUCACCUUUUUCAGCAGAAAUAGAUUUAGUGCUGUGAGCUCAGAGGAAAUUCAGACAAGAUUGGAGUUUUUCCAUUUGAAAUGACCAUCAUUUCCCUCUGCUAUCCCUCUCUAGGUUGAUAUCGUUUUUCUUUAAUCCCUGCAGCAACAUGUAGGUACUGUAGUUUUUUUUUUUUUUUUUUUUAGUGGUGCUGUUGCAGCUUGAUGACUUUUCCCGCCUCUCCUACAUCAGCUCAUGUUUCCGUCCCUCCUUCUUGUCUCUGUCUGUUGCAAUAUUAAACAGAACUAAGCAGGACAUGGGCUGGGGCUCAAGGGAGGAGCUGUCCUGGGAGAAACAACCUGUCAGCAGCUGCCCUAUCUUACUGUGUGUGUGUGUGCGUGCGUGUGUGCAUGUGGUAAAUGGACUGCACUCACACAGCUCCUUGCUUGACUUUUAACCACUCAGAGUACUUCCACUCCACAUGUCGACGCUCACCCUUUAACCCUCAUUCAUACACAGGUGGAAAGGUGUCCAAACAAGGUGAUUUUUCCACUCUGACGUUUGUACCAGAGUGGGAUUAAAAUUCAAUUGCACAUAUUCAACCACAUGGCUGGGACUUAAGGAGCAAUCCGAGGUUCAGGGUUCAGCCUGUGACCCUCAAGUACGCAGACUAAAGAUGCCUCAGAUCUCCUGAAUUGUACGUGUCUGGAUUUCUAUGAUGCCUUUUGGUCUGAUUUCUUUCCAGUAUCUCUGGUAAACUGGUAGUGCUGGUGAGUAAUGCUGGGUGGGUUGAUCCUGAUGUGGGUGUUUCAUAAAUUUAAUUCUCUGUUCAGCUUUAUCUUCUGCAGUAACACCUGUAUUAUUACAGACAGGAGAGUCAUGACAGCAGGCCCAAACUGUCAGACUGCAUCAUCACGGUUUUUGUGAUUUUUUUACUGAAAGGUGGAAAUGACAGGGAGUCAUUUAUGAGGGGCAGUCAUUUAAAAUUAAGAAGUUGACUAGUUCCUGUGACCUUUAUCACAUCUUCAACAUGUAUUUUUUCAUCGUUUUGUACCAACACCUGGAAAAAAUAGCGGUGUUUGCUGUUAAAAGUGCAAGUUGCAGUGCUGUGAGAUUCAGAGCUGGAGAAAAAUGCAGACUAGUGCAGCUGGCAGAGAGUUUCAGGUUGACCUUCUAUAUAAAAAAAGAAAGAAAUUCAGUUCAAACUGUACCAAGUAAAACCAGCAUGUCUCGGUCACAUUAAUACAUAUGUUAGUUACAACAACAAUGCACAGUCAUCAAAUGGGUCUUUUCCUCUCCUUAUGUUUAUAUUUGCAAACAGGGGCUGCUCAAAUCAUCUGCAAAUGGUUAUUAGUGGCUAUGAAAUACAGUGACCAUCCCUGAAUCUGGUCAGAUCAUAUAGGUGUCAGCACCAAUCAUUUACUUACAUCCUUUUUUAUUCCUACAGACUCAAUUAAUAGCUGCCAAAACAAAUUAUUUUGAUGGUUGGACUCGUACAUUGGCCCUCUCUAUCCAAGCUCAGUGUUGGCUCCAUGCAAAUAACUCAGAUCUUUACAUGGUGACUGUGAUUUCUCAUCAAAACAUCUCACUUCACUUUAUAUAAGCAAAACUGACCAAGGGCUCUAUUUUCGUUCGCGCCGGUGAGGCGGCGGAGGGCGGCGAGCCCCGCGCAGUUGUAUUUUCGUCUGGCGAGUUUGGUAUUUUCGUGGACUGAGUCGCAUUUUGGUAGACCGGCGGUGUAUCGACAUACGUCACUGAUGCCUCACCGGCAGGUUUCCACAGUGUCAGGCAGAUUUCAGUGCAAUAAAUAAUCAUCAACAACUAUUAAUCUGAGUCAGCACAUAUAUUUAGAUCUAUAUCGAUAUAUUCUGAUCUAUAUCUGAUCUGAUGAGCGCGUUUGGCACGCGUUUGGCACGCGUUUGGGCACACAACCUGACCGAAUCAACACAGCUGAAACUGCAUCAAAUUAAAUUAAAUAUCUAGUAAAUAAACACACAUGAUGAAGUUAACUAGAUAUGUAAUUCGUCUCCCUCCUUUUCUUUCUUCCUCUUAUUUCUCGCACAGCUCGACCUGGACACGUCUCCGUGUCCUCUGUCUGUCUUGCUUGCUGCUGCGGCUGAACAGAUGAUUUGUUUCAGUGCUCAGAUGCGUUAUCUACUUUAAGCCGACAUACGAAUAUUAUAAUAUUCAGUUUUGUGCGCCAAAUUUAUUUUAUAUGCCAACAUCUAUGAAAGAAAGAGCCAGGCCACGGAGUGCGAUGCGUCAUUUACGCACAGAUGGUUCUGAUUUUAAAGCCAUUUUUGGAGUUUAUGUUGUGAUCUGUGCGCUAAACCCACCUUUGUCACGUGAGGUUUGAAUAUAUGCAACUUUAUGUGAGUGUCUUUAUUUGUGGAAAAGGGUGUUUGUCUUACCUGUGGGUCCAACAUUACACACACCAAAUCUAUCUGUGCUCAGAUGAGAGAGUGUGGAGGACACUUGUUGAGCAGCUGCCCUCUGUCGCCAUCGUGUGGCAUAACUGUCUUCAGACAUCUCUCGAUCUCUUUGACUACUUCAUGAAAAUAGUAAUACGCCUCGCCGGUGGCGGAUUUAAAGGCAAGGAGAGGAGCUUAUGUGAUUGGUGAAAACAGGUCUUGGCUGUGUUAAAUCUACUACACGCCCUCUCUCCUCCCCGUCUACGACUUAUGCUGCUGGGAGGAGCUGAGUUAGGGAGGGGGGAUACUUACGCCGGGCUGCGCGGCUCACCAAAAUACCAAAAUGUGCUUGGGAACACCUUGUCAGCGCGGCGGAUCUGAUUGACGCUGCGCUUGCGGCAGAUCUCCGGCGAGGCACCAAAAUAGAGCCCCAAGUUUUUGUUCAUGUUUAUUUGCGAAGCUUUUCUUGUUGCACGAUAUUGCAAGUUUGUUUGUUCAUAUUUGCACAAAACAUACUUUUAUUAUAUUAUUUUAUAAUUUUUUUUGUGCAGUUUCAUGAACUUAAGCUACUAUUUUUGCAGGAUGCAUCAAAAUCAGAUGUUCGUAGUAAUGCCUCAUUGCCUCAGCUACCUUUUAUUGGCCAUCUCUGUGUCUCCUCAAGCAUAUGAACAUGCCUUCAAACUGAAACAAAGUUUCCCAGAUAACACUAAAAAUGCACAUUUGGUUCAUAAAUGGCACGAGAUAGACAGCAGAUUGUGGGGAAAAAUGCAACUGUUAUAUUGAGAGCAUAUUUUCAUUAAUAUUCACAUCCAUAUGUCUCACUAUUAGCUAACUCUGCCAGACUAGAUGCCCUCAGAGCAGCUCUGUCUCCAGCGGAUGUUGCAGAAUCAAACUGGUUCAAAUCUGCUUGAAUGUGACCUUUAGCUGCACCCUGGGCGCAGCCUAUGUGUAUACUUGAAAAGUCAAGGCAGGCAGAGCAGCAGCAAAGACACCAUAGCUAGCAUUGGUGACAAUGAGACUGGUAAAAAUCAGGCAGAGCACAAAGAGGAGAAGCUGUGGAGGAAAGCAGCAAAGAAGGUGGGCUGAAGCGGCUUUGAUUGAGCUCUUGGAUGUGGGAGCUGAGCUGUCAGUUGAUACAGGCUGGUUUUGGGAUCAGUUGAUGUACUUUAAGGUGAGCCUGACGCCAUGACCUGCCUGGACCAUAGACCGUAUGUAAUAGAUGUCUUCUGCCUGCACACUGUUUGAGCGGAGCGUAAUCACAGUCCUGCCGAACGCUACUGCGCAAAUGCUAGUUUCAGAAAAUGGAGAAAAUCAUGAAAAUACUGAAAGCAAUUUGUCUUCAAAUUUGUAAAAUGCCAGUAGGCGAAAAAUCGUAUACAGUCCAUGGUCUGAAAUAACUCUACAUUCACUAAUACACCAUUAAAUCUGGUUGUGCGCAUUUCAAAGAGCCUUUUGUCAAGAUUGAGGUAUGAUUCGUGCAUCAUUUAUUCUAAACCUUAAAAAUUCAGGUAUUUACUCUCUUCAAUGCUCUUUCACUCAUUUACAAACGUACAUUUCUGCAGAGCAGCAGCGCCUACUUUUGUGAAUUAUUUCUUGUACUGCAACAGUGAAGCAACUGAGGCAACAAACAGUGUGUGUGUGAUUGUGUGUGUGUGUGUGUGUGAGAGAGAGAGGAGAAACAGAAUGGGAGUGAAACACAGCAAGUGAAUGAAUUUGUGCGCUCAUCCUCAUCCAUGCUCCUCCUCCUCCUCUUUUGUGUGUGUGAGAGUGUGUUUCAGUCUCGGUGUCUGCGUGGCCACACAUGCGUCUGUUCACGUGAGCGUGUCUAACAGCGGGUAAAUGUGUAUUUGAUGGUGUGAGGCUUGAAUUAUUAACAAGAGCGUUUUCUUCCUCUGCUCUGGAGCUGCACCAAUGUUUUCCUUUAUUUAUUAAUUCUUUUAUUGCCACACUAGUAAAUGUGUAGACUGUGUGAGUGUUUUUGUGUGUGCAUACAUGUGUGCAGCUUCAUAUUGUGGUGAUGCACAUAAAUGCACAUAUGUAGAUGGAUGCACACAUGCAUGUGUUUCCAGCUGAGAUAAAUAGAUGCUGCAGUGGUCGAGUUAAAUAUAGCAGAACAGAGAGAAAGAGAAGGGGGGGAGAAGAGUUUCCCUGGGGGAUAUCCCUGCCCCUCUCUCCCUCCCUGUGCCCCCCAUUCCCACCCCCUCUCUGAGAUUUCUGGUUGGCGUUUUCCGACCAAACGUACAUGUUUUAAUUAUCAGGCACUUAAUAAAUAAUUCCAAAGUCAGCGGGGUGUUUCUAAAAAUAUCCUGACGGCUGAAUAAUGGAUUCCUUUGACCCUUCUCAGCAUUGUCACUCCGCUGCAUGUGUUUGAGGGUGUAUGUUGAAGUGUGUAUGAGUGCAGAAAUAAAGCAGCAGAAAGAGGGAGGAAGCCCCUGAAGCUUGUUGAUAAGACGAGGACGUAACAGGAAAAAUGGAAAUUCCCACUGUAUGCAUCAUUCAUGCUCCUCAUCAAUGAGUAAUCUUUGCUGAACAACAUUUUAACCAGCGUUUAAAAAGGAUGCAGUCUUCAUCCCCUCACUGAGUGCAGACUUUUUUGAAUCCACGUUUUUUUUCAUGUAUUUGCAAUGAUGAAGUAGUCAUAUAAACAGCAAAAUCUGAUACGAUUUAUCAGAUAAAGCGGAUACAGGAUCAUUUAAAAUCAGAUCAAAUGUCUAGUAUAGUUUUAAUGCAUUUAUAUAGUAUAAUCGAGUUUCUUUUAUUCUAUUACAUCUGUGUGUGAAUAAAGAAAGCAAGAAGUAGAAAAGAAAGAGAAGAAGACCACAAAGAAAAAAUGGCAACUACUCAAGCCUAAAUGUGCCGCAAAGAGCCAUUUACAAUAUGAAAGAGCUGGUCCAUACCAAGCUAAAUGAUCUGAAUCACUGAGGAGAGUCUAAAAUCACUGGGAGUGUUCACACUGAGAAAGAAGGAUUCACACACUAAUGGGAAGACGCACCACAGCCAACUUGAGCAUGAAAAUUUCACUAUGUAGAUUUUUAAUAAUCUAGAACGUAAUGAACAAAAUGUAAUUAGUUUUACUGAACCUGGAUCGUGAGGAGCCUCAGUGUUGCAACAGCAGCCAAGCAUAUCCCACUCACUCACUCACUCACUCACUCACUCACUCACUCACUCACUCACUCACUCACUCACUCACUCACUCACUCACUCACUCACUCACUCACUCACUCACUCACUCACUCACUCACUCACUCACUCACUCACUCACACUACAGUAAAUAGAGAACCAAAUUUAUUCCCCUUACCUUACAAUGGUAAAAAUGUUUAAACCAAUCAAUGUGUUUCUAACAGUAUGCAUCCCCUGUCUGAUAGGAUGCAAAAAUGCACCAUCAGGUUGGUUUGCACACGGCCAAUAAACCUGAGAUGAUGAAAAAGUACAUCCCAACUAAUAUAGCUGUAUGUUUUCUAUUUGUACUCACUGACUGGACAUUUAGUAUUUAAAAGCCUGAGAGUCAUUUGAGAUUAGGGACUGCUCCCUACAGUCAGGGAUCUUGAGUUGUGUGGUUGUCUUCUGGUAUAUUUGGUCCUUUUCUGAUCUUUGUUUAAUGAUCUAAUUUGUUGCGGCUUUAUAAUAACAAAUCCCACAGAUGUUUUAAGACAUUUUAGUGUUUUUAUAUCAGGUUAUUCGUUGAUAGUUGUAAACACCAAUCCUUAUGGAUUGAGCUCAUCAGAGAUCCAGCUUCCAUGUGGUUAGGUAAAUGCAUUUUCCUCAUUUUGUAACUCAUUUUGAGCUUGGUGGACUUCUGUUUUAUAAAUGAAAAGAAUCUAAAGUUGGCGUAUAUUUGCAGACAGAGAUGUAGCGCCAUUUGACAGUAAAAGAUGACUGAUUUAACAGCACGUGUUCAGGUUUGGAAAAGUCUAGUUUCAGCACUGCUUCAGAGCGAUCCUCUCUCUUGUUAUGAAUUAGGCAGAUCAGAGAAUCACAAAAAAAAAACUGCUCCAGAGAGAAAAAUCAUGCUUGUGCUUGUGUGAUGACACAUUAUAUGGUUAUGUGCAAGCCUCUGUUCGCCUGCCAAUCCUCUCUCCAGAUUCAGGACUCGUGCCAGUAACUGACUCUACAGCCAGUGAAGGACACAGUGAUGGAUGAGGGGAAGAUAAAGGGUGAGGAAGAGGAAGAGAUCUGAGAUUUUAAACAGCAGAACACAACUCUUGAAAAAAUAUGAACAAUUUCAAGAAUUUGUUCCAAAGAGAGAAGUAAAGUCGUGAUGGAGAGAGUAUCGCACCUAGCCUACCUCCCUCUGUUAAAUUUGAUCGAUACGAAACAUAUAAGUCGCAAAAGCUGAGACCUUACAGUAUGUAAAUGUGAAGAGAGGGAUAAAAAGAAAUGAAAGCUGCACACCAAGUGUGCCAGUAAACCUCAGCUGCGACUACAUCCUCAAAAAUGCACCCUCAGCAUUAUGCACACUCUGUUUCAUACACACUCACACAUAACCGGCUUGAUCCGAACUCCAAUAAAAGCACUGUACAUCAGCGAGAAUGCUGUCCAUUAGAUAGAUGGAGGACAGCAGGCCAAGGUCUAGACACAGUAGCAGAGGGGAGGGCAGAGCUCAGACAGCUUUAUUAAAUCAUAGACCUGACAGAGUGAUCUCUUAAUGCAGCCGUGUUCACACCUUUACACCCUGUGUUGGACUUCAAAGUGCAUGAGCUCACUUGCAGGAAGGUCACUAGUUCUCUUGGCGGUUAUGAUUUCGUUAUAGAUGCUAAAAAAAGGCAAGGGACAUGCAAAAAACCCUGAAAAUUAACCUCUGGAAUUGGUUAGUCAUUAAAAUGAUGUGAUAAGUUGACAGGGUCUGCAGUUUCCAAAACAGAGAACACUGGUGGGUUUAUCAAGCUGCAGGUACCAUUGUUUCAGACUGCUAACAGGUGUAACACGAACUUUAAGAGGAGCACACAACCAUCAUGCACUUAGCUAAUAAGCAACAAAUGGACCCCUUUCAUUUAACUUACCCCAGAGUUUUGAUCUUGUAGCCUUGGUCGAGUAACAUUAAUGCCACGAUUGUACCCACUGAGCAUUUUUUGGUCUAAAAGAGGUCUAAUAGAUGUCUAAAUGUAGCCUAGACGACUGGUUUAUCUGGCUACCACAGGUCUAAAAAUGAAAGUUUUUUUAGACGUCCAAAUUUAGACCAAGUUUAGACUAAAUCUUAAUCUAGGCUAUAUCUAUACUACACUGUAUAUUGCUUAAUGGCUAUCAUAAUCAUUUGGUUAAGUACUUGGAAAUCAGUUAUGCAAUUCACAGUUGCUUUUUGAAAUAAAUAGUUAUUGAAUAACGGGUUCAUGUGCAACAUCUAAAUUUCAUCUAAAAAUAUACAGAAUCUAGACGGUUGAAAUUAAGUCUAAAAAAAAAACUCGACGUCUAUUGCACAGUGGGAUAGUUACAGUCAUAGACAACUGUAUAUUUGCUAAAUUGAAUCAACAAGUUUUUUCGUAACUGCCUCCAAAAACAGCACUUAAUUUAAAGGCAUUGAAUGGAAAGAAAACUGGGGUUUUUACUUACUCAUCUCUUCCCAAACUAUCACUGACUCUUGUGUCUCAAUGAUAAGAAAAUCUGACUUUCUCCGCACAAAUCUUAGAAUAAAUAAAGCCUGAAGAAAACCUACCAUUUGAGUGAAAAGUGGAAAAAAACUCAGAGGUGUUGGUCUUUUUGGUUCAGGGUUCAAGGUUGGCGCAACAGCUGGCAGGAUUUAUUUGGUUUCACACCAAUCUGCAUCAUUCAGUAUCAAUUAUAACCGAUACCCAAUAACCAAAUUUUAUUGUUUACAAACAAAAUUAUUUCUGUUGAUGAACAAAAAACUAUGUCUCGCCUGGACCACAAGACUGGUCACCUCUACCCUCUUUACAUCCUGCAGUUUCAGACCCCAGAUCUGUCAGCUACUAGCUCAAACCAACUGAACCCUCAGCAGCUUUAAAGGGAUAUUCCCGUGUAAAAUUAAGUUAGGAUCAAAAACACCCUAACAUCGAGUUACCCCCUCCACACCCCCUCGAGAGAUGAAUGUUGUUGACCGCUUGUUAUACCAACUUUAGUAACGACUGCAAAAUAGCAAUACACAGCGGUCUACAUCUCCACACACAAACCGCAACCAAAAAGCCACUCUAUAGCCACAAAAAAUGCUCAGAACAGCACCUAACUUCAUCAACAGUACAUAAAGGGUCCCAGCCAUAGUACUAGCCAUCAAACAUCUUUUUAGCUUUGCCUGAUUUCUUUAGCAAAGAGACUAAACACAAUUUACCCACUCUCCUCCAGCAGCCGCUUGUUUGUGGGUGAGUCCUGACGAGUCGAUCACCGAGUCCAGCGGAUCAUUUCCUUUAAGUAAUAAUCAUCAUAAUAAUCAUUUUGCACUGCAGACGCAGUAGUUCUUCUGCCUUAGCGUCGGAUUGCAUUUCCAUGAAGUAAUGACCAUAAAUGUUCUUCCUUGAGCUGGGAAACUCCGCUGCACUCAGUGAUCGACUUGUCAGGGCUCCCCCCACAAACAAGUCUCUUUGCUUUUUGGUUGAGGUUUAUGUGUGGAGUGGUAGACCACUGUGUAUUGUUUUUGUGUCAUCGUUACUAAAGUUGGUAUAACUAGAGAAGCAAGCAGUCGGCAACAUUCAUUUCAAGAGAGGGUGUCUAACUCGGUGUUAUGGUGGGUUUGACUGUGACUUAAUUUUACACCGGAAUAUCCCUUUAAUGCUCAAUGCUUUCACACUGAUGCCUUCACCUUGGCUCCUCAUGCCCUGCAAAACAACAACGAAUCACAAGGGUGUUAGCGCCAACGACAACCAAGCAGCCCAAGUGAUGAUGGAUGUAACACCAUAAUGGGCCUACUGAGUCUCUAUGUGCAUUAUUGAUUCAACCAUCUCUGUAUUUUCAGUUUGACUUUUUGAGCAAUAGUUGUGCUCAUGGGCGUUUAUAUGCAUUGCUCUGUGCGUGCACCGCGUGUUAAAACAUCUGAAUGGACUGUGUGCUCUCCAUGCAGCCAUUAAGAACUCCUGUCACAGCACAUGACUCUGUGCUGGAGUCGGUCAUGGCAGCUGCUGAGGAGGAACGCUAGAGCCCUGAGCAGCUCCCUUCAAAAAUACUUCACUCACACACACACACACACACUCAUUCACACACACUUAUAUAUAGCACAGUGAUGGUAUUUUUGGAGCUCUUAUGUAAUCAUUUUUGGCUGUUUGUCUAGAAGGAAAAAAGAAUCUGUGUGGACUUGCAGAUGAAACAGUCUGACAAAAUUCUUAUGUAAUGCAUCUAUAAAUAUCCUCAGGGUGCUAUAAAUAAAUUGGUUCACAUUAAUUUGAACUAGUUGGAUCAGAAACGUGUUCUGGCAGCAUGUGACUGAAUGUUUUCACGGGUUUGAUCUGCUUAUUUCAAACAGCUGAUUGGCUGCGAACACUGCAGUGAAAGAAACAACAAAAAGUGAUGAAGUGAGAUGAGAAAAACAACAAAAUGGAGCAGAGAGGCAGCAGCUCUCUUUCUUCUUCUUGUUUUUCUCUCAUUCUUCGGCUCCCUCCCCUCCUCCUCUCCGUCUUCGAUCCUUCUGCUCGCCUCCUUUGAAGUUCCUCCCUCCGUGUUCAGAACGUGGUGUCUCGAGAGCGUGGAGGGGAGGAGGGAAGAGGAAACACCCCCAACAACAUCAAAAGGCUUUCCUGGGUUGUGGGAAGGUAGCGACUAUAUUUAGCUCUCUGGUGUCCACUUAAAUACUCGAGUUGAGGCUGAAGGAGAAAGAGAGGAGAGGACACAGAGAGAUCAAGUCCAUCGGCUGUUACUGUCACACUUCAGCGGACAAACAAAAGGUUUGCUGCAGUUUGCCACAAGAUGCAGUUUGUAAGUAAUGAUCAAAGGUGUAUUGCAGAUCAGUGCAGCGUGCAGGCCCAUGUGAAUGCAAGGAUAUGAAACACUGAUUUCAAUAAUGAUGCUCCUUUAUGACAGAAAAACCAAAAGAGACCAUGAGCAUCAAUAUUUUUUCAUUUCUACAAAGAUACUUUAAAAGUCUGAUACUGCCUCCUUUGGGUGGGCGUCAGACGAGACUAUUUACAGCACAAUGAAGAAACAGCAGGGUGCUGGGGGCAACUUUUCAAGUCUGCUGUUUCUGCGGACAAGCAGAAGAGAAUAUAUGGAUGGAUUGUGGAUGAACAGACUACAGGGCUUCUCUGUUACGGCAAAAAUCACAAGCACAAUUAUUGCUAUUGAGCUCAACUUAUUUUUAUGGUAACACUCACUUACCAGACUUGUGGUAGAGUAAGAAUUUUACUGUUAUUGAAUAUGAAAGGAUCUGAGCAUUUUCACCAUUUACAUUUCAUCAAAGGUUGCAGGUCAAACAUAACAUUAAGCACUUUCAAAUUAUAGUGAUUGAUAUCACUGUUUAACCUGCCAAUUGUACACUGACACUCCAGAAUGUCAUGCUUUUGCUGUCCCUUUGCUUUUCAGGCAUGCUGACACACUUAAUCCUCUUGGCCCACUGUAAGAUCCGCUACUUUUUAGCACCUCCAGACUUUGCUGCACACACAGACUUUAUAAUAACUGGACAUAAUGCCAGUGACAUCUCCGAUUUGUUCUCAAGUUGCCAUAUUAGAAGCUCUGACUCAACCUUACUUUCAGUCAGUUUACUGAGGUGCGCUUAUAGCCUCUUUGCCUAUGACUACAGUAUGCCCAUCAGUCAGUCAAGUCAGCAAUGCCUCUGAUUCGCCAAUCUUGUUACUUUAAUGUCUUUGAAAUAGAUGCAUUUCUAAAAAAUUCAAACCAAGCUUUAAACACGUUUAUUAUUGCUCUAAAAAUUAGUGUGCAUGAACUCUUUGGUGCUUCUGCAGACAGCCUCAAGUGGACAAUCUGGGAACUGCAGGUUUUUAUCAUCUUCAUUUCUUGAGACCGGAGGUUGCUGCUUGAUGGACACUGAUAAAAGCUGCAUGGGGGGGGGUAUUUCUACGAUCGUGUACGAUCAUUUGUACACGAUACAAAUGAGCAACACGAAGCAGGUGGCACGACAUAACUCAGUCGAUCAUAUGGUAAUUGUUUUCGUCAACUGCAUUGAUGUAAGGGUUCUGUUUGGUGUCCUAUUGGAUUAUCUUCUAGCCCACAUUACAAGCUAAACCAGGGGCCAUAGCUCGGAAAUUAGAACUGACUUGAGUUGUAAUCAUUAUUCUAUAAUAAUAUCAUGGAGACAGUCAAUUUAAUUUAGAUUUUUAUAUUUUGUCAGGUAAUCACAAACAGUCUCUACCUAAACACAUAGGACGAGCUAAGUAUUCGAUGAGAAAAUGAUCUUUAAUGAGCUGCUAAGAGGCAUAUUUUUCCUGUCGAAAUUUUUGGAGUCACUCAACAACCAGCUGGGGAAACAUCCAUCAAAAACCCAUAAAACACGUUACCUGAUGCUCAUUACUCAGUUAAUGAUUUCACCAUCUCUCAUCUGUGUUCAUAUCUUGUACAGGUCAUAAAAGAAGCUAAUAACAUGAUGAUUUCCCCUGACGAUUCCUUCCAUUGCUCUUCUAUUGUCUCAUUAGUUACUGUAUGAGCGUCAUUAGAGUUUCUCUCAUUAUACUCUCUCAUUACGCCUGCAAUCAUUUUGCCAGAGGAGGGGUCACAUUUUCAAACAGUGAAAUCAGACUCCUCAUAUGUGCAGAGUUUUCUGCUUUGCACUGAGAGGCGGUGACUAAUAUGAUAUCCUCCAUGAGUUCACCACCCACCAUCUUUACAUGAUGGAUGGCUGAUGGCUGAAACACGGGUCCUCAGAGGGAAUCUCUGAUGUGACAGGGUUCAACCGAAUGACUAAUGGACUUCACUUUGGUACAGUCUGAUCACUUACCUCAAACUCUGCAUGCACAAUGUUUUCCAUCUGUUAUUUUGGAUUAAUUUAUCUUUGAACCUUCUGCAAAAGAUUCAUUGCAUGGUUAGUUUCUUUUUCAGUUUACUAGGCUUCAACAUAAAGUCACUUUUCCUUGUUUUAGAAAUGGAGCUACUGUCAUGUAAUUACGCAACUUAUCAGCUCCCUAUAUCAUGUUUUGAUAUAUUAAGUGCUGUUAAAACAAAAUUCAACCAGCACCACUGCAGAGGGCAUUUUGUUUCAUCAAAAUACCUGUGAGGUCUAGCUGCAGCUUCUUUGAAAAACCAAGCAGGACUUCUUGCUGUCUUCAUGGGAUUUUACUAAUGAAAAAGAAUGCUACAAUACAAUAAAACAAUGACAACUAACAGUACAUAAAACAAACUGUCCAUUUUACGUUUUUUAACUGAUCCCUUUUCUUCUUCUUCUACAGUUCGAACUUUGACCUCCUCUAAACUGACAUGUAAACAAACAGAAUGAAAUGGUUAACAUUACAUAUCAGUUAUAUAUGAAAUCAUGUAUGAAAUUAACUUUAUUUUAAAUCUGUAUUUUAAUAUCAUCCAUCUAGUAUUUAAACUAUCAGAUAUAAAUUAUGAAAUACAAUUUAUAAGUACGUAAUGUUUUCUAAAUAAAUAAUCAUGAACAAAGGAUACAACAAUAGUGUGAAUGGAUUCAGGGGAAUUUGCUGCCAGUUUCAUUAGGGGACUGCAGGUUGUAGCACCUCUGCUAUGGCCUUAUAUCCCAAGAAUUAAGGUUACUGCUUUGGCGAUACGUGAGUGAUAGGUGCGGCGUGUUUCUGGUCUAGUCUGGUGCAGAAUGAUGUAGCUGCCAUUACAUUUUGACUUCUUGAAUUGCAGUUCCAUCCAUCUUCUUGACCCAAGGCAUAGUGCAAGUCCAAGGCCCAGUGGUUUGGGGAUUUUUGUUUUUUUAAGUUAAGUAAGGGAAGCUCUGAAUGUUCUGGCAUGUCAAUGAUUUUUUUACAGUCCAUGGUGUGUACUAACAAUCUGCCAUCAUGGUGUCUGUGUAGUAUAUUUGAGCCACCAAACUAACAUAUAUGGCAUUAAAGAUUUUUUGAUGUUGGACAAAAUGCUGUUUGCCAAUGUUAGCAGGACUUCCUUUGGUUACAUACCAUCUUAGUGUGUCUGCAGGCUCGGCGAUCAAUCAAACACACAUGUCAACAAGCCAAAAGCAUAUUUCUGAUGUAUCUCCAAAGAUCUCGCUGUUACUCUACGCCUCAGUCCACACAUCAGCUACUCUGCUGUUUGAUCACUGAAGGGUGUUGGGCAGCAUUCACACAAUCACACCAUCUAAAACAUCCGCAUUUGCACGCCCGUUGAAUUCCAGACAUUAAAUCUUUUAGCAUUUAUCAGACUGAAGUGUAAUGAUCACCAGCUCAGGGGGAUCUGUCUGACUUUUCAUGUAUAUCACACAUGCUGCUGCCUGCAGAAAAGACAUGUCUGGUCAGGAAUGAAGAUCCAGCCUGAUGUCUGCCAUAUAUGUUCACUUCCCCCAGUGGAGCCCACUGCUUUACUUACAGCCCCUCAGGCAGGGACAGACUGUUGUUCAAACAGAGCUGCUGAGCAGAAUACAGCACAAUCAGCUCCCCAGUGCUGCUCACUUUGAUGAAUGAGCAGAGGUGUGAAGUAUAGAUUACCAUUUCUGUUGUCGUGUGGAAUUUGAAUGUAUGCAUUUCCCUGCUGAGCUUUCUACUGCAUGUGUUUGCACUGUAUGCUUCAGUUUCUGUCUGUAAGGGCGUGCAGGUUUGUUUGAUCAAUAUGUUUUAUAUUCUGUCACAUACACGUGCUCUCCAGAGGUGAAUAUUAACGAUGCAUAAAUCCCAUCUUUCUGCUGUUUCUGUGUAAAGCACUUAAUGUCCGCACAGCUGCUGCAUUUAACACCAAUGAGCUGUCUGUAAGUCGUGCACAAAGCUACAAGGUUUACCAGGUGUCUUAAAGGCCCACUCCGAUAAAAAUCAUGUUUUUCUUGUCGUCUUUAUGUUUAUAUGGCAUUUUUCUGGUGCUACAGGACAUAUCAUGAGAAUUAAAAGUGCAAAAUUCUUUCAUUUCUGAGUAUUUCUGCAUUCAAAUUGCUGUAAAUCUCUCACAGAUGCAAACGGCAGGUUCAGAUUCAGUGAAAUUUCCUACAUAGCAAAUCCAAGCUCCGCCACCGGAGCCCACACUCGGAAAAGUAGAGAGGAUGAUCGCGGAACAAGUGUGUGCGCUAGUGAAUUGCAAUGCUCGUAAGAAAGCUAAUAAUGAUAUCAACUUUCAUCAUGUCCCUAAAGACAUUAAUGUCCGAAGGCUGAAAAGCUCCUAUGUUACCUGCCACCUCUACUACACUGGCAAUGUUAGACUGCAAGCUAGCUAGCGUGUGCAGAGCAGUGCUGUCACCGCCCACGACUCAGAGGCGAAUUGUUAAUGAGCUACUGGAACUCUGCUGAAGAAAAGCCCUUAAAAAUGACACAGGUAAUGUCAUUUUGGCUAAAAACUUUGACACUUUAAAGACCACUGAGAACACUUUGAGUUGUAAAAAAAAAACAGAUUGAAGUGGGACUUUAAAGUAAACUUAACCAAAGUAGAGCUAAGAGAGGGAAUUUCUUGAAUUAACUGAAGAUAAAAAAAAAAUCACCCAGAAAAACAACAUUGUCCAAGACACCUACCUCAUUCGUUGGUUAUUUGGUACGUAUUUGCAGCUUACACCUUCACAUCUCUAUCUAGGUGAUGAUUGGUUUCAUGGAUGUGCUGCUGCUGCUCCUGAAAUCAGUACACAAAGCUGCAGACACAUGAGAGAUGAUGGUGCACUUAUUGAUCGACCUUUCUUGCAAAGGUUGUCACAUUUAUCGUAGCAACUAAUUGUUGAAGAUGAUGUCUUCAUUUCUAAUUCCACCAUUGAGCCAACACAAUACUUAAAAACGUAACAAAUUCACACAGUUACCUUACACGUCAUCAUCAGUUUCUUAUAAUGUAACUGAAAUUUCUUUGAGGAAGACAUUGCCUUGUCAAAAAGUGUUUGUGAUGCUUUUAUUUUGCUACUUUUGUGUUUCAAAUUUAGGUUGGUGCAUGGUUAAGAUAUGCUUUUAUUUUGAAGCACACUACUUAUGGUAGAUUGUGAGCUAUAAAACCAAAGGAAAACAAUUAAAAGAGUGGUCAGAAAGUAUGGACAUUCAAUUGGUCUGCAUGGGUUACAGUGGUUGAAAAGUUAAAUUUCACAGAGAAACACAAAGAGUCAUGAACAUGCACAGAUUGCACAAUGACCCACACAAGAUGAUGGAUUUUGGGAGAAUUUUUAAGUGAAAAUCAUGCACAAGAAUUAUAAAGAAACAUCAGCACAGACAAAAGAAGAAAAGGAAAUUGACACUGCAAAGACACUGAGAAGGGUACUGAGGAUCUAUUUCUCCUCAUGAUGAUCUGGCAUUGUUAAAAUAACUGGAUGUUGCUCAUCUCUCUUGAUCCAUUUAAUUGCUCUCUUUUCUAGAAGAGGAGAUAAGAAGAUUUAAUAUCUAAUCCGCUGUAGGGGGGCCACCAACAUGGAUUUUUCUAAUAACAGUGUGUUCAGUAGACCAGCUAUGCAGCCAAAUCAUAACCCUUUAGUCAAGAACACCAUCAUUUUAUCAGACCGUCCUGCGCAAUGACUACAAAUGGACAUGCAGAAAAAGACGCUCUCCCCAAGUCUCCGUUUAGUUUGAUUUCCAGUGGUAUUUUUCUCUGAUUAUGGUGGGGUUUUUUUUAAGUACAUGUAAUGCUGCAGUUACCAAACUCCCAUGUCUUACUUUAACCCUGUCAUCCUCUGUGCAGGAGUGUGCCUGGUGCUGGGUUGCAUGAUCUUCCCCGACGGGUGGGAUGCCGAGGUGAUCCGGGAUAUGUGCGGGGAGCAGACGGGGAAAUACUCCCUGGGGGAUUGCUCCGUCCGCUGGGCCUAUAUGCUGGCCAUCAUGGGCAUCCUGGACGCCCUCAUCCUCUCUUUUCUGGCCUUUGUCCUGGGCAACCGGCAGACAGACUUCUACCUUGAUGAUUUGCAGACGGACAACAAAGGUCAGAUUUGGCACCCCUGUGCACAAAGUAACGUCUUUAUAAUUGUAUUAUACACGUGUAAGAGUUUCCUCAGACACCAACCUUUUUUUACUGUCUUUUAUCAGUGAAAUAUAUCACUUAUUGUGAGUCUGGCUCCUCCCCACUCCCAAAGGUUUCAGACCUUACAAAUCACAACAGAGAUCAUUUCUAAUAAUAAGAUCUAUGCCAGUUAGAACAACUUGAGACCUACUUCCCUUCAACCUGCACAAGUGGAGUGCAAGGCCUCUAAUCUAGUCAUGGCAGGGAGAGCAGCAGCAAAGACCCUUAGGGUGCAGAACAGAGCAUCAGUGACAAUGCAUAUGACGCCGUUUAAGUUGGACAAAGCUCUAAAUAAAGAAGUUGGGUGGAUGUAGUUUGCAAAACAGCAGUUUCUUACUUAUCCCAAACCCACAGGGAGACACAGCAGUCAGGUAACUCAAGGAGAAAAAUUUCAAAACUUGAACAAGCCACUAGUCACAAAACACUAAAUUUAAGUGUGUGCACUUAAUCAAGGUACUGUGUUUUUGAAAAAAGUGCAAAUGAAUUCUUCACCAAACACAAGGAUAUGUAAUGUUAAGUGACUGAAAAUACCUUUACUUUGACAUCAAUGUGUAGCCAUAAUGAUGCCAUAUUCUUAAGUCAAUAAAGCCAUAAUAACCUGAAAGUCCAAAAAUGUCUUUUUUUAAGAUUGAAAUCUGCCAAUGGAAUAAAAAAAACAUACUUUUUAUAUGUUGGUUGUUUUUUUUUUUUUAAAGGGAUAAUGAAUUUGAGCAUUCUAGUCUUCUUCAGAUUCCUUUUUUUUAACUUAUUACAGCAAGUUCAGUUUAUAUUUUUGGUGUUUAAUAUCUUGAAAGAAGAAAUUUUCUGGACUAGUCAGGCUAAAUAUGGCUCAAAUUAUGAUUCAAAGCAAUGUUUAAAACAUAUAAGGUGAUUUUACUUAAAUUAAAGUUUUUGCAACAUAAAACAUAAAAGUAGGUAAAUCCUGCAAUAUUAGACCCAUAAACCGAGACAUUUAACAUGCCUGUAGGCACAAUUGGAUGAAUACAUGCAAAAGACAAAUGAGCCAGGGACAGUGCAUGUUUUGAACUUGGUUUUAGAGGAGGGUUUAACAAUAACCUGGUUGUUUCUCCUGUAUCUUUGUAUGCAUGCAUCGGUCAAUCAAAAAUCAGCAUAUCUGGUGGCAGCUUCAUCCAGUAUAGAUUCACAUGCUCAGCCCUCAGAAUCUGGUUUAAACAGCCUCUUUCUCCUCCAUCCCUAAUAUUUUAGGACUCACACUGUGAGGCUAAUAACACGAGGAGUUGAGAAAUGACUACACUGCAACCUGACCUCGGUAACUCCAGCCAAAUUGCUUUCAGUGCUGUUUUCAGGAGUGGGAGAGAGAGUCCUCGGAGGGUUCCUGCCUGUUUGCAUGAUGUUGCAUCAGGACACUUGAACUGCAUUGUUUCAGCUGCAUGAAAAGAGAGGAAGAGGAGGAGAGGAAUGAAAGAGGAAGAGGCAGGAGUGGAGGAUACAAUGCAGGAGGAUAAAAGGUCUCCUUACAUGAGGAUUACACGUUUGAUUUGACUCUAUGAAGCAAACGUACGUGAGGAAAACAAAAGAGGGCAGAGUGAGAAGAGAAAGAGAGAGAUCUGUGACAGAAGAUAAUAAUAGACUGAGAGAUAAACAGAGAGAGAGAGAGAGGGAGUCAUGGAGUAAAGGAUAGAGGAGGAGUGAGAGAUGAAGAGAGAGAGAAUAGUGACAUAAGAUGUCUCGGUUCUCCGACGGUCUAUCUCCAUGAUGGUUUCCAUGGUAACUGGAGAUAUUCCAGAGCGUGGGCGUGUCUUUCUGUUCUGAUCUGAUUAACCUCACUGACAGUCUUAGUGAUUUUACACAUUUUUUUGCAUCCAAUGCUUCAUCAGCUGGCUGAAGUUUCUGUUUUUAGCUCACGGCACAGAAAUUCUUCUUUUUUCUUCUUCUGUACAUCAACCGUUACAACCAAAUGUUUGUGUUUGUGCUGGUUUGUCACACCGGCAGAUAAUCAGACUGAAUGUGAAGUCCUUUUAGGGCCUCAAGUCAAAGUUUUUAUCCUCGGUUUUAGAGAAGCAUUCAUGUCGUAUUUCAUGCAAAAUUUCACUAUUUAAAGCAACAAACAAACACAAAACAAUAUCGUGGUUGUAGAAAUAAUAUUGAUGAAGUUUAAUAUUUAGAAUUAACUUGUGUUGACAUUAAAAGCUCUUUAUUAGUGUUGUUUUAUCGUAUUUUUAUUAACACUCUCUCUGUUUUUGUCCUUGCAGAUUUUGCUGUGUCAAGGGUAAGUUGCCUUUGUUUCGUACAUUUUAUCAACAUUAUAUCUGCGUGUAUGUGUAUCUGUAAAGCCUCAUUAACUCCCAGUACAGCAAAGUCAUCAGCUUCUUUAGUUUGACCUUUUUUAUGGAUCAUUUAUUCCUGCAGGUCAGUAAUACCUAUGGACAGACUCUAAUGUUAGCUGUACCAGAGGACUCAAUUCAACUAUUUCAACUACCUGGGGAACCAACUUUUCCAGGAUUAGCAUAAAGUUUGUGACUGACAAAUGCUCUAAAAGCAUCUUCCCCUUGUAACGUUAUAUUCUUUUAAAUUAAAGGGGCAAUAACACCAGCUGUUAAUCCUUAUAAGCAACUGAAAACGUGUUUGAAAAAAGCUCCCAAACUGCCUCUGGUUUGGCAAAAAGCCAACUAUGAAUAACAAUUUCAGGUUAACAUAUUUUUGGAGAUCACCGAUCAGAUUCCAGGGGGCACGACGCCACCCUUGGACACACACCUGCAAAGUACACAAAGUGCUUUGAUGGGUUUUCUUCUCUAUUCAAACACAAAAACAGCAAAAAUGUUUUUUUUUUUUUUUAUGAACAAAAACUCUGCAAGCUGAGUUCACCCUGUUGGCUUUUUUCCAUUUUUGCUUCAGAGCCUUUGAAAUUCUCUUUUAAUGAGUAAAAUAAGAGUCCCUAUGUUGUUGUUUUCUCCAGAUUGAGGUGCGGGACAGGCGAGAGCCAAGGUACGGCGUGCAGCGUCUCCACUGAGGGCCCCGACGGCCCCGGACAACUUCUUUGUUUCUCUUCUCUCUUUCUCUUUCAUGCAUAUUUCUUUCUCUUUCUUCUCUUCUUCUCUUCUCUCCAAUGAUCAGGAUAUCACCCAAACUUAAUGCAGACACCAAGUGUACAGGAUUCUGUAAGAUAAAAAAAACAACAACAAACACACUGGGAUACACUAUAUUUUGAAAGAAAAAAAACAAUAUACAAGGUUGUACAGUGCAUUUAAGAGUUGACUUUCUCAGCAAAUACCUUCAUGAGGGAGAAAAAAAAAACAUUUUGCUGUAUUAAUGUCUUGAUUUGUGUGAGAAAUUUAAUCCUCCAGAUGAAGAACCAUAAUGUCCAUCUAUGAUUUUAUGAGGCUUUCUUUAAGACUGUGCUGUUUGAUGACUUUGAGUUUGUGUAAUGUGUACAUUCAUGACUUCAGAGAAAGAUACUUCCUGUAUCGUGACAGAGUCGAAGCGGCAAUACAGCAGCGAGUACAUUGUUAAACAUUUAACACUCUUCAACAGGGACUUGUAUGGCUCUUCAUCUAAGGACUUUCAGAUGCGAGGAAUUUAAAGGAGUAUCCCAUUGCAGCUUUACAGAACCUAACAUCUCUGGGAGAUUCUCUACUGUACAUACUUACCCGUGUAAAUAGCAUUACUGCUGACAGAAACAGCCGACAACAAAACCUCAUCUGACUCUAAUGCAUUCGAGUAUUUUUUACCCUCAGUUCCUUGUGCCAGAAGGGCAGCAGAGUACGAGCAGAUUCACCGUGUUUCUAUGAGUCCUCACCACUGAUUUUAAGUGACACGAAAGAUGGGAAUACCAGGAUAUCUUAGCUGGAUAUUCCACCAAAAAUUAGAGGACCUUAAGUCAAAGUAACUGUGUUUUGUCACAGUUUUGUGGCGCCAAUUCAGACGCUCCCUGUGCAUUAACAAGGCCUCAAAACCAGAUCCUUAUGGUAGAAUUUUUAAACUGAGAUGCAGCUGUCCAAGUCAAGUUCAGAAAUCUUCUUGGUUAUUAUUAUUAUUUAUGUCCGAGUUUGCUUCUUUCUCCAAGUGUGCAGUUUACUCCAGUUUAUGGCUCCAGCAUACAGUGAUCAGUUUACUCUACAGAUGUCUUAAGACUGUGUGAAUACGGCUGUUCAAGUCGGCCUUCUCUCAGAGGGAAGCCCCAAGUGCUGCAUUGUCUCUAGGUGAUGUCACAUAAAUGCCUCUUUCAAUAAGCAAUGCUGCUUUUAUUAGUAGUGAUAGGCGCAGGACAGAUCACAGCAGAUAAUCCCCCAAAACUGACAGAAAAAAAGUCCUGAGGAGAGCUGGACCAGACCCAAAUGUUGCCUCUCUAACACAAGUCUUAGCCCGCGGGAUAAACUGUGACUUGGUGGCCUAAUCCAAGAACACAAAAGUCUGUUUUCUUUGAUUUCAAAAACCUUUUUACAAGGUCGCAGUUUAGAGAUCGGAUCAUGUCCAUUAUGGCCAUCUGCAAAGUGGUCCAGAAGGCUAUACCUGCGUGGAGCCACUUUGUGCCACACAAUGACAGUGAUGAAAGAUACAACGUAGAUGCAAACGCCAACAUGUCUGAAAAACAAAGUGUUUCAAAUAAAGAUUAGCCACUUUGUUUAUUUAGCUAAGAACAGGCUAAGGGAUGACUUCUCUUGCAUUGCAUUCGCAAGUUGUUAGAUUGCAUGUGACACCAAAAUUGUAUUCGAUUCCAUAAUUUGCGCUGUUCCCUUUUUUUGUAUUACGCUUGGACAGAUUUUUGAAUUUCAUCUGCUGCAGCUUGCUUUAACCCUCACAAAGUUAAAACUCCCUAAACAGAUUAUUUCUGACUUUGGAGCAAUGCACAACCCAUCUGUGAGGAUUCAAAACUCACAACCGAGACCAUAGAUUCCUUAGAAUAGUCUGUACUCACUAAGAAGAGUUGGUUUAUUUCCUGCAGACAUCAGUCUCCAUAAUUAGUGGAGUCGCCCUCUGCUGACUGACAGACAAACUACAGUAUAACAUGAAACUGCACGCACUUUGUACAUACGGUCUCAGACGUUUAUCCCCAUGCUAACACAACCAAAUGCCCAGAAGUCAUUCUGAUCACACAACCUAAAUGUGACCCAGAGGUAUGUGUUCAUCUGAUUGUUGUCAUCACUGUCAAACAACAACUAUUUUUCACUUUGCAGUGUUAACGUGAUAUGCCACCAAUAUCACCUGAAUAGAUGUUGCUACAGAUAAAUGACGCAUCUUGUAGCACCAAAAUUCAGAUGUAGAGUCACCUCUAGUAUCAAUUAUUGAUGACACAAUAUGACUGUGACACACCGACGUACUCCUAAACACAGAUAUGGCCUUCAAAGUUACAUGUCAGCAUCAAUGGCACUGAAUACGAUGAUAUCAGUAACAUUGACUGAAGUCUGAAUCCAACAUGUGACAAGCUGUGUUUGCACCAUGGGGCUCUUAUCCCUCUCAGAGCAGCACUUCAGGCUGACGUACAGUAAUGAGCCUCCCAAUGGCAUUAAGGCUGGGCUGAUCUGUCAUGGGAAUUUUUGUAAAAAAGCACAUGUCUAAUUGUUAAAGGCAUGUCUAUUUGUGGGAAAGGUGUAAUCAUACUGGAAACAAAAAUGGGAUGUGACUGGAUCCAUUUCCCUGAGCAAUUUAAAUCAGGCAGGUUGAUCUGCUUCCUUUCGGAUUUGCCUGAGAGGAAACUUGACGAUGAAAGAUACAGUUGUGUUUUACUGUUAUAUUCAGUGAAAAUGUAAUUCAUGAGGUUGUUUGUUGGGGAUGUGCUAUUAAUGCAUUCUUUGGGAAACAUAUGUAAGAUUUCACCCUUAAGAAAAACUCUGUUUAUGUUCCAGUAUUUACAACAGUGAGAACUCUAAAAUAAGAACAGGAUCUUAUAUAUCAAACUGGGUAAUGGGUUAACAUCAUAGACUGUAUAAAAAAGUUGGCUCAUUGGUUUGUGAGUUACUAAUUUGGUUGCUGCCAUGCCAUUUUGUUUCCAGCCAGAAGAGGGUGGAGCUGGAAAGGAGGGAGAGGCUUGAUUUAUGACAAUAAAUCAAAGUAAUCUAUCUGGUCACUCGGUCAUGCAAGUCAUAAAAAAUGUCUUCAUCUAUUGGAUAAUGGCACUCCUCAGACUGAUGCUGCUUUAUUUUCUAUUUCCCUUUAAGUGCAGCCCUGUCUAAGAAAUGUUAACAUCAUUAUAAGGAUACACUAAAAUAUAGGUUUUGUACUUAACUCUUUAAGUCUUGCAAAGCUGAUCAUUUUACCUUAAAUUUUCCCCCAUAAGACAAAAUUACCACAUCAUGGGCCUUCAGGUGCCCCGUAGCAUUAAAAUUCAAACUCACCGGCUCUGAAAUUUGAAUUAAAGUACCAAGUGAGAAUAAGGCUGAUUUUCUUGCAGUGUAACAUACUGAAUAUUGACUGUAUGUAUAAUGGACAACGUGCCUUCAUUUAAAACAGUUCAUUUCAGUUAAAAUAGCUGAACUUUUGAGCUGCAGUAUCGCUGUUUGAUCACAACCAAUCAGAAUCAAGAAGGGGCGGGACUUCUGAUAAUGUCAUAGUCAGCAUCUAUGUCAGUGAUUCUAGUUUUUCUUUGUAAACUGAAGUGUGUGGAGUUUUUAAACAGACCUAAUGUGGAACAAAAGUGCCAACAGACAACUUGGAUUAUAUAGCAACAGUAAAUGCGUGUGAAGAGUGCUCAGAAGUUUAAGGUUGUGGGUGCAGCCAGACGACAGAAAGGCCUUUGUGGACACGAAGGGACAUGAGAAGAAAUACAGUUAUCUCAAAUUCAUGUCCCUUUGACAUGAAUUUGAGAUAUUUCUGCAAUGACGGAGUCCAUCUUUUAUAUACAGUCUAUGAUAACCGCGUAUAUUCUUCCCUACUUUCAGUCUGGUAUUUGCUCAGUAGAGAAUUUUGUCCUGGUUAGUGAUGCAUCUCUUUGAUAACCAUCUUAUGAGCAGAUAGCUAGAUGUGCAGUGUAUUUUUCAGAUUGGUAGCUAGCUAACUCUCAGGAAGCUGUGCACACAGUACUGUAUUAAAGGCUCACUAUGGAAAUGAUCAACAAACACAAACAAAUUGACAUGCCACUUAGCUUAAAGCCAAUGCUUCUGUGUUGUGGUCAUCACCCCAAUGACCCAUGACUCCACAGCAUCUCCUGUGUGUAAAAAAGUAUCAAGUGAAAGCAGACUCUGGUUUUCCAAGCUGGGCCUUUAAGACAAUAUAAAAACAGCCCUUAUGCUGAAUCAAACGAUGCUGUCCAUGCAGGCUCUGCAUGAACCUUGGCCUACAUCUAUUUACCAUCGUAGAUCAGGAGCGCUGGGCCCUCAUUAGGAGAAGUUUCUUCACUUUAACCUUGAAUUAACUGUGCAGGCAUAUAAAACUAUGUUAGGAAGUACUGAAAUGCUAUCUACUGACCUCACCCAUUUGGUAUUGCAAGACUUCUUUGCUUUUGAUAUGAACAUGGUCAAGUGAGAACAUAAGCGCACUUGCUGGGAUAUCAGCAUGGUGAGUUUUUAACCUAACGGUACAAAUGGCGUUUCUGUCUCUCAUAUAGUAUAUAUUGUGAUUUCAACAUCGAUAGCUUGCAUCUCUCAUUUUGGGAUACUUUCAUGGGCCUAGGACAUGAUUUAUGUCAAAUCUACAAAAAAAAAAAAAAAAAAAAAAAGCCCUGAGACCCACAGAAGUGGCCACAACAGGCCUCCGAGGAUCAUUACCUGUGUGAUCACUGGCCUGGUCUCCUCUCCGGGUUCCUGAGGACUUGACGAUAAACUGAACAAUACCUUAACAAGGAACUGACGAUACCUUAACCCUGAUGAGCACAUAUUUGUACCACUCCAGGUGCCUCUAAGAACUCUUGAUUUCUUUCAGAUGUGGUGCAGAACCAGCAAAACAAGUAGUGACACAGUAGUUUUUUCUACCGAAGACUACAUACUCUGACUGAGCUCUAAAGCUAGAUGGGUUUUUAUCUGCAGAUAUGAGGUCAAUUCAGUUUCGAGUUUCAAGAUUUAAACAUAUUUAGGAAUAUUUUGUUCUCAAUUAUAGAGCUUGAUUCCUACAAACAGACCGUUUGACAUGUAGAAGUUGAAUUUAAUUUUUCUUUAUUUCAAGUUUGUGAUCAGACUCCCAAACUGAAUUCACCUCAGUGCUUAAUAAUCUCAAAAAGAAAAGACUGAAAAAUAAAUAAAAAGGACAAAGAGACGGUGAGAAGUCAUUUCAAAUCUCUUGCAGCAUACAAACAGUUUGCUGACUGUGUAAAUGCCAUUGAUCUGUCGAUGAUUUCAUCAUACUUUUUAUCAUGCAAUAUCAUGUAUAAAGACAUAAUGUUGGGGGUGGGACGGGUCGGGGCAAAGAGGAAUAAUGUCCAGUGAGUUAUGUUAUAUUAAUAUUUGACUUUUUGUCAUCUCCUGAAAUGCAGAUGUUGCCAAAUUACCAUUGAUUAUCAUGUAUUACCAUGAAAAAAAGAGAAAUAUCAAGUUUUUGUUCUGUAGAAGAAAAGAAUGAAUUACUGAUUUGUCAAGUAUUUCUGAUGAGAUCUUUGUUUUGUUUUUUUGUGUUCAAUACAAAAUCUUUCCUUUUUUGUUCUGGUUUACUUUCUCUGUAUCUUUUGGUAUGAUGUAUGAUGAUUGUUGUUCUGUCACAUCAGAUUUAACAUCUCAGAUUUAUCCUUGACUCUAUAAUGGAUGACUAUUUGUUGAAAUGUCAACACCCCAAAAAUGUACAAAAGUCUAUUCAUAAAAGUCGCUUGAUUUGUGGACAAGUGGGCUGAGUCUGAAAGAGGCUUGUCGCUUUUCAUGAAUUAUGACGACAUGCUGAGUUUUGAUUUGAAAAUUAUGUCUAAUUAAUUCCUAUUUGUGAAUAGUAUUCCAACUCACCAUGAUAAAAAUUUCUGUUAUUGACACACAUUUUGAGAAGGUCGAAUAAAGAUAUUUUACAUUCAAAAAC
This is a messenger RNA of Xyrichtys novacula (pearly razorfish), 32738 nucleotides long. The record is from the annotation of a GenBank genome assembly. NCBI's taxonomy places the organism in Eukaryota, Metazoa, Chordata, Actinopteri, Labriformes, Labridae.